AAUCGCAAUCAAUCUUCUUCGUAAUCGCAAUCGCAAUCACCUCGCUCAAUCGUCAUCGUCGGAAUCGCAAUCAUGUCACAUCUUUUAUGUUCUUUUCUACUACUGUUAUUUUGUUGUUUGAUCAUGGCAGGUUCGCAUGUUCUUCCCACCACCGAGAAACAUCACAAUUCGACUACUCUGGAGAUGGUUACUGUAUCAAGACUCUAUCAUGUCAUCACAACCAUGGCUAUCAUCAUCAUCAUCAUGUUCAAGGCUUUCAUGGCUCGUAUGAUGAGCUGGCCGCAAAACACAAGUGAAUCUGAUGGUGAUGUUUUUGGUAAGUUUGUUGGGGAGGAGGUCACUCCUAUACGUAGUUACAGUUCUCGUAUUCCCAUUUUCUCUCCCCUUUUAGAAAAGUUAGAGCCCGUUGAUAUUAACUUUCCUUUAGUGGAUCCUGUGAUUGAUUGUAUGUUCUUAAUGGCUGAUGAAAAACCAAAAUGUCCACCAGUUGUAGUUGUUUCUGACAAAAAACAGUUGGUUAUGUCUGCUAGUUCCAUGUCGAUUCCAUUGGCAAGAAAACCGGCUAUUUCCUCUAGUAUAAAACUGAAAGUUCCCCCCAAAAAGGCACCCGCUGCUUCUGUUAAAAAACAGUUGGUUAUGUCUGCUAGUUCCGUGUCGAUUCCUUUGCCUAGAAAACCGGCUAUUCCUUCUGGAAUAAAACUGACAGUUCCACCCAAAAAGGCACCCGCUGCUUUUGUUAAAAGACAGUUGGUUAUGUCUGCUAGUUCCGUGUCGAUUCCUUUGACUAGAAAACCGUCUGUUCCCUCUGGUAUAAAACUAUAAAACUGAAAGUUCCACCCGAAAAGGCACCCGCUGCUUCUGUUAAAAAAUAGUUGGUUAUGUCUGCUAGUUCCAUGUCGAUUCCUUUGACUAGAAAACCGGCUAUUCCCUCUUGUACAAAACUGAAAGUUCCACCCAAAAAGGCACCCACUGUUUCUGUUAAAAAACAGUUGGUCAUGUCUGCUAGUUCCGUGUCGAUUCCUAUGACUAGAAAACCGGUUGUUCCCUCUAGUAUAAAACUGAAAGUUCCACCCGAAAAGGCACCCGCUGCUUCUGUUAAAAAACAGUUGGUUAUGUCUGCUAGUUCCGUGUCGAUUCCUUUGACUAGAAAACCGGCUAUUUCCUCCGGUAUAAAACUGAAAGUUCCACCAAAAAUGACACUGGUUGCUUCUGUUAAAAAACAGUUGGUUAUGUCUGCUAGUUCCAUCUCGAUUCCCUUGACUACAAAACCGGCAGUUUUUGCAACAAAAUCGAUAGUUCCCUCUGAUAGAAAACAGAAAGUUCUUCUCAGAAAAUCACCAACUACUUCUGGCAAAAAACAGUUAUAUGCAAGUGCGAGUGAGUUGUCAAUUUCAUUGACCAAAAAGCCGGCAAUCACUCCUCGGUGGAGGUUCUAAAUGUUAUGCUCCAAAGUGUCAGAUUCUCUCAUGUACCAAGGUGUUGUUAGAACCAAGAGUGAAGUGCUACCAAUUGUCCAAUGUCUACAGGUGCGCAUCUCUUUAUCUUUUAAAUCAGUCUUAUGUAAUAUUAAAGGUACGCGUCUCGUUAUCUUUACAGAUUGCUUCACA
Molecule: messenger RNA, 1607 nt
Organism: Helianthus annuus (common sunflower)
Lineage: Eukaryota; Viridiplantae; Streptophyta; Magnoliopsida; Asterales; Asteraceae
Exons: 4
Coding region: 73-822 (249 amino acids)
Source: RefSeq, a predicted model, not a curated record